AGGCCGUCGCCGUGACGAAAGGCUGGUGCCCUUUUAUACUAUUGUCUGUGUCCGUUUCUCUCUUUAAAUUUUCAAGGAAUCAGUAUUUGUUUUUUCAUUUUUUCAUUUUUUGCACAUUAGGUUAGAAUAAUAAGUUGAGCAUUCAAAUAAAUGAUUGCUCUAAUUUUCAUCGUAUUCAGAGAUCGUUUGUUUAGUUACCUAUCUUUUGUAGGAUUUAUUUAAAAUCAUAAUCAAACCCAAAUAAAGAGUCAUGCUUAACUAAUAAAGAGUGACGGGAAUAAGAGGAAAACGAGGGACCGAAUCCUAAGUUGGAGUUCGCCGACCGGACUCCGGAGGGGCAGCAUAGCAAAUAAGAGGAAUCCGAGGGACCGAUUCCGAAGUUUCUUUUCUUGGGUGGGAGCCAAAGAAGAAGCGCCUCUCGUCUCCUCCUCCUUCCCUCCCUCCCUCCCUCCAUCCCUCGCUCCCUCCUUUUCCUCGCAUUCUCGCGGACUUUCUCCGAGCGGUUUUCAAAAAUCCCCCCCCAACCAGCUACAGCAAACGGACAGAGCUCAAAUUGCUCCGGAUGGGUCAACAAGCAUCUGACCAAAAAUAUUUCACUGAGCAUGGGCACGGAAGAAGUGAAUGUGAUUUGGCCUCUGGCAAUAAACCAUCGCCAUUUGUUGCAAAGAAGACAGCAUUGAGGACAUUGCAGAAUGUGAAUAGAAUCCUGGUCCGUAACUCUGAUGGAAGUACUUUGAAAAAUAAAGUUCCAACAGUUGAUACCGUCAAGGUUUCUGGUGCUAAGAGACCCUCUUCCGAGUUGCUAGCCAGUCUGCCUUGCAACCAGUCUUCGCCGAGUACUGCAGCAAACAACCAUCUAGUCUAUGUCCGGAGAAAAUCAGAUGCGGAAAUAGGCAAGAGUGGCAUUUGCGAAAGCACUUCCGGUGGUGCUGGUUGUCCAGAAAUUAUGCUAAAUUGUCAGGAGGAAUUGCCUGAACUGCAAUCCCAGAUAAAGGAGCAAAAGCCUUCUUGUUUUCCAGCUCUAGCGCAUUUGCCUGUUGAUUAUUCACUGAGCUCAUCGGGAAAACCUUCAGUUCCUCCCAUUGGAAUACCUUGUGUGAAAUCAGCAUCAACAGGACCUUAUCAUGACUCUGAUUCUGUGGGUGGCUCUGCGGGUGGCUCUGCAUUGAAGAGAACAAAAUAUUUGCAUUGGGAAGAGAGAUUUUAUCAAUUGCAGCAACUGUUGGGCAACUUGGAGCAAUUGGAUCCAAAGGAUUACCUACAAAUGCUUAGAUCACUCCCUUCAGAGGAACUUAGUCGGCAUGCUGUUGAGUUGGAGAAAAGGUCCAUUCAGUUGUCACUGGAGGAAGUGAAAGAGAUGCAACGGGUUUCGACUCUAAAUAUUUUGGGAAAAUCCAGCACCUGAAGUAUUCAUAUUCUUGGCCAGAGAGGGGGUAAUGCUACAAGCUCUCUAUUCUUUCAUCGGUUUUGUGCACCAGUUGGCUUCAUGAUAGAAUUUUCUGUAUCAUUUGUAACAUGUCCGUCACAGUUUCUGCCAUAUUCCUCUGGACCGUGAAAUUAUCCUAAAACACGAGUUUUCUCAAUGGUAUGCAGUCUGUAUGGCUUCAAAGGUCGUGCGCUGUAGUAUAUAUGAAUAUCGUUCUUGGUUAUUAUACUCAAGAAAUUCACACCAUCUUAUGCUGUUUCGAGACUAUGAAGUGUUUAUCUGCAAGAACAUCGUAUAUACAAUAGGGUAAAUCUGUGCCUAAGUAGUCUCUGCAGAAACUUGACAUUGCUAAACUGUCUGGGGGCAUUGAUGUGAUGGUGUCGCCCUUUUCUACAUGAAGAACAUUCAGGUUGGCGGGGGACAGGAAAGGAAAGCAGAAAACUUUUUGGGUUUGCAACUAACCAACCGUGGUUUUAGGUGUUCUCGGCGUACCUUCAGGAAUAGAGAACCGGGGAUCGACUAUGCGAAUGAUCUUUCAAGCAUACCAUGUCCAAAAGGAGGCACUAGGCUCAGUUUUGGCAAACGAACACAAAACAAAGAAAGAGAAAUUCAAUCACUUCGAAACCUGCCAAGAAGUAUCACAGAUAAUGAAACGUCCUCAAAUUUGCCAAGAGCCACUGGAAAUACGUAAAGAUCAGAGAGAAAGGAGAAGAAAGCUGUAUGUACUCAUUGGAAUACAGAGAGAGAGAGAGAGAGAGAGAGAGAGAGAGAGAUCAUGGGCUAUUCAAUCACGUUCAAAUUUCGGAGCGAAUGUUGAAGUUGAUUUGCGAUGCAUGGGAGUGAGGUGAUGCAGGAAGAUUACAUCUUUGUCCCCGCUCUUCCUCAAGCCAUGGCCGACGCAGCAGGAGGGGCAUUACUGUCCUUCGGCAUCGUGGAUAAACAUUCCGUACUAACCGAAAAUAACCGCCUGUCGACAGGGUCCUAUCCGAAGUCCUAGGAAACCGUUCACUCGCACCUCCCCACUACAUAAGCCACUCCAAUGCCAUCGGUUAAACUUUUUUGCCAACCCUUUCUCUCGCUAACUUCUGUAGUGAAAAACAUGAACACCGACUCCGACUUCCAUUUCGCUCUUCCUCCGACCCAUGAAAUCCUCACUUCCUUCGCCUCGAUCCCCACCACCAACUCCUCCCUCGCGAGGUACGACCCGAACCCGCGCAAAAAGCGCACCCGGCCGAUACAGUUCGAUGCCAACUUGAGCGCACAGGGUUCCCCGGGGGUCUCCAGGCCCAAGUAUGGGAAGAAACCCGACCCUGGAUUGCCGAAGAUCACCCGGCCGUGCAGCGAGUGCGGGAAGAAGUUCUGGUCGUGGAAGGCUCUGUUCGGACACAUGAGGUGCCACCCCGAGCGCCAGUGGCGCGGGAUGAACCCGCCGGCGAAUGUCCGACCGGUUGCGGAUUCUCCUGCAAAGUCGUUGAGCAGUACUGUCGUUGAUCAAGGGCUGAUGACAGAAGAGGAUCAUGAGGUCGCGAUGUGCUUGCUCAUGCUGGCUAACAACACCCCGGCGGAUGUGGAAUCACCUUGUGCUGCGACAACCAACGAAGGACUUCGGAAUUCUGAGGCGUUUCCCAUAGGAGACGCACGAAUAGGGGUAGAUCACAAUGCCGACGGGGAAGGCCGGUCGGAUUCGAACAGUCAGUUUGAGUGCUCGAGUUGCAAGAAGGUGUUCGGCUCCCACCAGGCCUUAGGGGGGCACAGGGCAAGCCAUAAGAAUGUCAAGGGCUGUUUCGCAAUGGCGAGGAACGGUGACAGUGAGGUGAAUUUCCACAACGUCAGUUACUUAUUAGACUGUAAUCAGGACUUCAUUGCACCCUUUAAGGACCAUAACGGGGAGGAUAAUAUGACGCUUGAUAUAGGGCACCAAUGCAGCAUUUGCCUGAAGGUCUUCUCUAGUGGUCAAGCCCUUGGUGGGCACAAGAGGUGCCACUGGGAGAAGGGCGAGGAGCCAUUCUCGGCUCAAGGUCUGGAACCCUUCGUGACGAAAGAGCCGCCUCCUUCUGCUUUGGACUUAAAUUUUCCCGCCUCGGUUGGAGAGGACUCAUCCUCGUCUUGCUUUUCCGAUCUGACCCUGGAUUUGAGGUUGGGAAUUUGAUUAUGCGGGUUGGGUAUUCUAAUCUUACUGUGUGUCAUUUGAAGUUGUGCUGUUUUAUGUGUACCAUUGAUAUUUGACAUGGAUAGGUUUGUUGGGCACCACAGCAGAAAUGGCCCAAAAAUAUCUUUCAUUCGUUUAUGAAGUGGG
Eucalyptus grandis is the source of this 3722-nucleotide messenger RNA. Its product is annotated as zinc finger protein ZAT3. The record is from RefSeq and is a predicted model, not a curated record. NCBI's taxonomy places the organism in Eukaryota, Viridiplantae, Streptophyta, Magnoliopsida, Myrtales, Myrtaceae. Bases 2466 to 3575 code for a protein of 369 amino acids. The transcript is spliced from 4 exons.